GCAGCGUGUUGCGUCUCACUUGCGCUGGCCAUGGCGCUUGGGCUCGACGGAUACAAGGCAGGCGGCGGGUCUAACCCACACUAUGUCGACGGCAAACUGCUUCUUCGAGUUAGCGACAUCACGACCAUGAUCUCGGUAGCCCUCGUUGCCAUCAAGGUCAUCACCGGCUUCCGGUCCGCCGUCAACCUGCAGGAUAUACCGAGAGACUUUCCCAGCUGGGCAAUAUUGGCUGCCGCGAUCGCUGUCAUGAUCCAGGCCUACACCAGCCCCGCCCUGACUGGCUCGGUCAACUGGGACGCGUCCUUCCAUAUUUCUCAUGACGCCGUCUCCCUAAGCUCGGUCGACCCCGAUACGGAUUUCAGCUCGUGGCUAUGCCAACUUGGCUGGGACGGCCCGUCCACCGUCGACGGCCAAGGCAGGUCAACCUCAGGAAACGGGCGUCGCCACGUGGUUAAUGACAUUGGGUUGCCUCGCAACUCGGUUCUCGUCCAUGUCACGCUUCCAUGCAUCAACGUUAGCAAUAUUUGCUGGCACCAACCUGCCGAUGAGCUGACGGGCGACGAGUGGAGUAAAACUAGUGGCGACGAUUUAACAUUGGUCGAUGAUGAUUCGUUCGGAUACUACCGAGCAGGCGCUACCCUCGCGUACGACGGAAACAAUCUCCGCCAUGAUCUCAACACGAGUGACACCAGCACGGCGACUGCACAACUACCAGCGGCGAACAAGUUCUCCGGUACCAUGACUGUGGCCCUCGUGACCGCUCGAAGGACCUACUCACUAGAUUCUCCCUGUGAACAGCUCAACAAAACCAAGUUCGGUGAUAUGUGCAAAUUGCCGUUGCCCUACUUGAUGGAGACGACGAGAAGUACUUCCGCAAACGAAAACUGUUUUCUGCUUGGCAAGAUCGACUUCGUCGCGGUGACUAAGAGCAGCCUCGCGACCUACAUUAGCCCCCGCGUUGUCGAGGACAUUACGCCAAGGAAAAGGUUGCAAUGUGGAAGAGGCCAAGAGGGUGGACUCCAAAAUGCCGCUGCAAGCCUGUAA
Messenger RNA from Lasiosphaeria miniovina, 1044 nucleotides. RefSeq lists its product as uncharacterized. The transcript has 4 exons. The record is from RefSeq and is a predicted model, not a curated record. Lineage: Eukaryota; Fungi; Ascomycota; Sordariomycetes; Sordariales; Lasiosphaeriaceae. Bases 31 to 1044 code for a protein of 337 amino acids.